Messenger RNA from Saccostrea cuccullata (small rock oyster), 11307 nucleotides. Its product is annotated as extracellular matrix protein 3-like. Gene Ontology annotation, molecular function: calcium ion binding. Lineage: Eukaryota; Metazoa; Mollusca; Bivalvia; Ostreida; Ostreidae. Gene Ontology annotation, biological process: cell communication; homophilic cell-cell adhesion; anatomical structure morphogenesis. The record is from RefSeq and is a predicted model, not a curated record. Bases 162 to 9479 code for a protein of 3105 amino acids. Gene Ontology annotation, cellular component: membrane. The transcript is spliced from 25 exons.
CGCGGAUGUCAACAAAUCAGAUUGAGCGAUGGGCUGAGCAGCGAGGAGGAGUUAUGAGAUUACAUGUGGUGUUUUGUUUACAUACACCAAAGGAUGCACGCGUAUUCACUAGCGACGCGUGAAUUGUAAACAGCGCAUCUUGGUUUGAUGUGCGAACCAAAAUGCUAAUUGCAGGAACGGUCAACGCAGGACAGAGAGAAUGCGAGCGGCACACCAGAUUUCAUUACUGGGAUAUUUACCUGACCCUUUUAUUGAUUAAUGUGACAUUUCAUUUAAGUUUGGGGACUUUGACAGAUAAUGACAUUUUAAUUAAAAACUCUGGUGUGGACGUUUUUAUUGGACGCCAUGUGUUUGUAAGUCCAGAUAAUGAUUUAAAAAUUAAUGUUAGUGAGAAGGACAGAUGCAGAGUGACUGUGUUGCAGAGUGAUCUUUUGUCUCAAGGACCAGGGAAAUUGCAGCCUCAAAAUUUUCCAUGUAAUUUCCCUCAAAAUUCAGUUCAAUACAUUCACUAUGGAGCCAAAGAACCCAAAGAGGAUUAUCUUCAUUUAAUGAUUCAUUAUGAAUCUGCCAACCAAUCUUUAAUCAUUCCAUUAAUUUUUCAUGUGAAAAUUCAAAAUGUGCAAUAUCAAAUAGUGACUAAGAAUAUUCCUCUUAAUGUAACUAAACUUUCAGGAUUAAGUAAUUCCUUUUCUGAUAGCAAUACAGGUUUUUCCUAUGAUAGAGACAAUCAGCGGUGCAAAAUAACUCUGUUGUCCCAAGUUUCAGGAUUACCACGUUAUGGAUACAUUGCUAAUGACACUUCAGAAUUUGUUAUGGUUGACUGUGAUAAAUUUUUACAACUUGACAUCAUCUACAAACUUUUUGCCUCAGCAAGCUCAUCUAAUAGAGAUUUUAUUCCGCUGGUGGUUGAAAUAACAGACACUGAUGGUGAUUUGAUGUAUCAAGAAUAUUUUCAUAAGCCGAUUAUUAUUGAAGGGGGUCUCCAAAAUACAAGACCCCAGCCUAGCUUUAAUGCUCUUCUAGUCAUGGAUGUAAGUCAGGGAAAUGCCAUUGAUCAAUUUAUAAUGACAUCAAUUUCAUCAAAAAUCCUAGCAGCAGAGGAUAAGGAAACGCCAGCUGCCCAAUUGAUUUUCAAUGUUACAAAGCCCCUAGGACCUGAUCAAGGUGAAUUAGUCAGCACUAAUGACAGGAAUCAACCACUUAGGUCAUUCUACCAAAAAGAUGUUUUUGAUUUGAGGAUUGCUUACAAACCGCCCAAGACUGACUCAGACAAAAUAAGGUCUUUCCAAAUUGAACUGCAAGUAAUUGAUGGAGAUGGACUAAGAUCUGCACCUUUUACCCUCCUUAUUUCUGUCAAACCAAUGAAUACUCUCUCUCCCAUUGUCACUCUCAACAGGGGGGUACAGAUGUUUGAAGGACAGUCUCGACCACUUCACACAGAAAAUCUCCAAAUUUCUGAUGAAGACAAUUUAAAUAAUGUUAAAAUUUUUGUAGUAGAUGGGGUUAGGCAUGGUGAAUUAAAGAUUCCUGGGAACCGAAAUUAUUUCACUCCAAAAGACCUGAAGGAUGGGACAGUGAUUUAUAAGCAUGAUGGUACAGACACUUACAGUGACAAUAUUGUCCUCAGAAUGACGGAUGGGACACACAGUGUGGAAUUUCUAUUUCCUGUAACUAUUUACCCAGUAGAUGAUGAAUCUCCAGUUUUAAGUUACAACACGGGACUUGAUAUUAAAAAGGGGCAAAUUGUGGAAGUUAAUAAAUUUGUUUUGAGUGCCACAGAUGUUGACAGUGAAGAUGCGGAAAUCCUCUUUAUACAACAGCCUCCUUAUUCAGUGAUUGGCAGAUUUCUUAGAAGACAGUUUUCAGCACAUUCAAAUCAAACAAAAUGGCAGUACAUAAAUGGAGUUUACCAACAAGUAGCAAAUGAAUUCACACAACAAGAAAUAAGUGAUGGCAAAAUAUUUUAUCAACAUUUUGGACCAGGUAUGACAAGAAUCAUUGUAGAUAGAAUAAAAUUAAAAUUAUCUGAUAGAAUGGACCCACCUAAUCUGUCGCAAGAAUAUACUUUUAUAGUGAAAAUUUUGCCUGUAGAUGAUACACCACCACGUCUUGACGAAGCCACUCUCCAACUAAAUGUUAAUGAAUUUCAAAUGACUGUCAUUAAGAAAAAGAAUCUGAAGUACACAGAUGAGAGUACUGUAGACAGGAAUCUCAAAUAUCAGAUCUCAAGACAACCUUAUGAUACAGAUAAAUAUACUCGUUUACCAGCAGGGAGAUUAGUGCUCUGUGAUUCCCCAUCAGAGGGGGUCUCCAGUUUUACCCAAGCUCACGUCAAUCACCUGAAAAUCUGCUAUGUUCCACCAAACAGAGAACUGGGAUUGACCAAGAGAAUUAUAUUUUUUAAUUUCAAUGUAGAAGAUAUGCACAGGAAUAUUCUGCGUAAUGAACAGUUUCAAAUUAUUAUUCACCCUAAUGACAAUAAACCACCAAGGGUUCAAAACACAGGCUUUCAUGUUUUGGAAAAUGGAGAAUUUUCCAUCAAUCAAAAUACACUAAAAAUAAGUGAUCCAGACACUGAGAAUUCUUUGUUGAAAAUCAUUAUCACCCAAUUACCAAAACAUGGAGUUCUGAAAAAUCUUCAGCAACCUCUAAUUCAAAACGACAGUCUCACACUGAGAGAUAUAGCAAGUGGAAACAUCAUUUAUAAAAACUCAGGGGAUGAAGCCACAAAAGACAGUUUUAAUGUGUAUGUUACAGAUGGUAUUCAUCGUGUACCUGCUUUCAUUCCAAUCAAAAUUGACCCCGUGGAUGAUGAGUCCCCUUCCUUUGUGGGGGACCAGUCCAAUGUCCUGUUCAUCAGGACUCAGAUAAACGAGGGAGGGAGUACAAUGGAGUGGAAUAGACAAAUUAAUGCAACAGACCCCGAUACCAAUGAUCUGGAUCUCACUUUCAUAAUAAAAAAUCGUCCAAGAAAAGGUAGAAUAGUGAUGAACAACCAACUUGUUACAUCAUUUACCCAAAAGAAUUUGAUAGAUGGCAUUUUAGUUUAUCAACACUUGAGUAAAGAAAUAGGGAUGGAAGAGACUAAUGAUAGCUUUGUGCUUGCAUUAACUGACAAUAUGGAGGGAUUUGUAGUACAAAACAAUAAUGUUAAAACUGUGGAGGUUCUGAUCCAAAUUUUACCAGUCAAUGACAAAGCCCCUGAAAUCAUUUUUGGAGCCCCUUAUGGGGUCAAGGAAGGUGAAAAGUCUCCCAUUUUACCUCGUCAUCUGGACGCCAUGGAUGAGGAUACUUCAUACAAUUUCCUGCAGUGUGUCAUUACCAGGCAGCCAUCAUUUGGGUAUUUGGAGAACAUGGCACCUGCUCCAGGAUCUGAGAAGUCACAACAGGGUAUUCCGAUCUCUGCUUUCUAUGUGGAGGACUUGCGGCUUGGAAAUAUUAACUAUAUUCAAAGCGUGCACAAAAGAGUUGAAAUAAGGAAGGAUGAGUUUCGCUUUCGUUGCAAUGAUGGAACGAACCAAUCCCCUGUCAAUACUUUUCCAAUUGUUGUAUAUCCAGAAAAUGACGAGGAACCUGAGGUGUAUAUCCGUGAAUUUAUUGUAAUGGAAGGAAUGGAACUUAAAAUAGAUGCUCCUAUUCUGAAAGCUGUAGAUAAAGAUGAUCCCCCAGGUUCCUUGACCUACAUUAUCUCAAGGCCACCCGAACAUGGUCAGAUUGUACAACAGAGGACUAUUGCAGGAAUCUUUCCUGUUUCUAGUUUUAAUGAAAAUGACAUAGCGAAAUCAUCCACCAUUAUGUAUAAACAUGAUGAUUCUGAAACGCUGAGGGACUCCUUUGAAUUUAUACUUACAGAUGGAACGUUCAAUAUUACCCGCACUGUUCCAAUAAUCAUUUUACCUUUAGAUGACGAAACACCUAGACUUACUGUGAAUAAUGGACUAGAAAUAGAAGUAGUAGGAGGAAGAAAACUCAUAACCAACAAUCAUCUUAGAGCAGAGGACAUAGAUUCAGAAGAUUCAAAUAUUACUUUCAUAAUUAGGGCCUAUCCAAAAUAUGGAUAUGUUCUAAAGAGGGGAAAUGAUGGUGUAGUGAGAAAUUUAACUUUACACAUGAAUUUUACUCAAUUUGACAUUGAUAACAACAGAGUCUGGUAUGUCCAUACUGAUACGAAUAGUGGACAAGAUCUAAUUAAGUUUGAUGUAACAGAUGGCCUAAAUCCUAUUGUGGACCGUUACUUUCAUGUAACCAUUGCAGAAUUAGACACCAUUUAUCCCCAGGUGAUAAGUAGAGGGGUGCAGUUACCAGAGGGGGGAUUUGUAACAUUGACUACUGAUAUGAUCGGAGGCACUGACAUCAACUCUCCUGAUGAGGACCUCAGGUUUACCAUAACAAAGGCACCGAUUCAUGGCUUCCUGGAGUCAACGGACAAGCCAGGAAGUCCAAUACUGGUUUUCACUCAGCUAGACCUAGUCGGAAGCAAGAUUCGAUACGUUCAUAAUUCUAAUUCGGAAAUCAAGAUGGAUGGCUUUCAGUUUGAGGUGACCGAUGGGAAUAAUCCUGUUACAAGGACAUUCAGAAUCGCUAUUACUGAUGUAGACAACAAGAAACCUGUGCUCUUCUGCAAUAAUCUGAGGAUGCAAGAAGGAGGAAACAAAAUCAUAACCCCGUUUGAUCUGAGGGUAGAGGAUCUGGACACACCCAAUCAGAAAAUCACAUUCUACAUCACACAAGUACCACUACAUGGCAACAUUCUUAAAAACUUCUCACAAACUGUGAACACAUUCACUUACGAGGACAUUGUGAAUAACCUUAUAACAUACCAACAUGACGGAACAGAGACAACUCGGGAUGAAUUCUCCUUCACCAUCACUGACAAUACUAAUGUGGACUUCUAUGUUUUGUCUGAUAUGUCCAUUCCAACAAGGCUUCCUCAGACUUUAAUAAUUGAGGUGGUACCAGUGGACAAUGGAAUUCCCAGUGUGUCCAUAAAUAAAAGAAUUACCUCCCUUGGCUAUCUACCUAAUGGGCGUACAGGGGUGAAGCUGACGAGUAAGGUACUACGAGCAGAAGACCGGGACAGUACAGAUGACAAUUUGACGUUUCUAUUGACAGUUCUUCCACAGCAUGGUCACCUUGUCAACACAAGGAAAGGAAUCGGAGCCAUCAACUCCUGGACUCAGGAGGACAUCAAUGGAGGCCUGAUGUUCUAUGUGCUGAAUCCGUCUUCUAAUGCCACGGCUGAUACAUUCUUCUUCAAGCUUCGAGAUAAAGGGGGAAAUGUUUUGCCAAACCAGCCCUUCCAUCUUACUUGGUGCCUUAUAUCUUUUACUGCUGACAGACAGGAAGUGAAUGAAACUGACACUUUAGUCAUAGAACUACAGAGGAGGGGGCACCUGCAGGAGACAGUCUUUGUCACUAUAACAGCUGUCAAUGGAAGUGCCAGACUUGGAAUUGAUACACAUAAAUGGUUUAAUCCCCAAAUCCAAUUUAAUCCAGGACAAAGUUUAAAAACUUGGACCCUUCACAUAGUGAAUGACAACCAGUAUGAACGCACAGAAAAUUUUCAGUUAAGGCUGACAGAUCCUGUAUCCACCAUUCUAGAAUAUCCACAGGUUGCUAACUUUACAAUCACUGACCCAGAAGAUGAGCCAGUUGUAGAAUUAAUGUGGAGAGAGAGACGGGUCUCUGAAGACAUUGGAGAAAUCUUUGUCCCUGUUCGACGCACCCAGGGUGACCUCAGAGAUGAACUCACAGUCAUUUGUGGAACUUUGUCAGGUACAGCAACAGGGACCCCCCCAGGAAAGGUUCUUUCAGGGUCAGACUACUUCAGUCGACCGUUUGAUCAUCGCAGCGUCAUCAGGUUUGGUCCCCAGGAACAGGACCGACUCUGCAAGGUGACUCUCAUUGAUGAUUCGCUUUACGAGGGGGAGGAGAGCUUCAAGGUCGUCCUGACAGAUGUCCUGGGUGGGCAGAUCGGUGCCCUAAAUGAGACCAUUAUCCUCAUUGAACCAGACGCUGAAGAUGAGCCCCAGUUUUCAUUUGAGAGAUCAGAGUAUGUGGUUGAUGAGAGUGAAAAGCAGAUAGAGGUGGGGAUCCGAAGGAGUGGAACUGACCUCUCCAAGCCGUCCAGUGUGACAAUCCGCUCACGCAUGACCAAUCCCAAGUCAGCCCAAGCUGGAUUAGACUACAUUGCAGUUAAUAAGAUCCUAGAUUUUGCUCCGGGUGUAACAUUGAAUACAAUAUCAAUCCAGAUUCUGGAUGACCUUGGGAGACCUCACCUUGAAGGGAUAGAGCACUUCCAGAUAGUGCUGAAAUCUACAAUCGGAGGGUCACUGGGGUCUCCAGAUAGAGCCUUGGUCUACAUCAAUGACUCUGUAUCAGAUGUUCCCUCUAUGCAAUUUGAAGACCCUGAGUAUUUUGUAAAUGAGGAGCAAGGUUUUGCUGAAGCUGUAAUUGUUAGAUCAGGGGACAUAAGCCAUGAUUCCAGCGUGAGGUGUUACACCAGGCAGUCUACAGCCCGCGUGACCAAGGACUUCAGGGAGAGGAUGGACACAGAUGGCUCACUGAUUCAUUUUAAGCCUGGUGAGAGACAGAAGUCUUGCCGAGUGUAUAUUGUGAAUGACAAUAUAUAUGAGCCAGAUUCUGAGGUAUUUAGGCUAGUUCUUGGAAAUCCUUGGAGCCUGGCAGCUGGAUUAGCAACAGUUGGAAGGAUGAACUCAACAACUAUUAGAAUUAAUGAUGAUUCAGAUAAGCCUAUUAUUAAAUUUUCACGACCGAGAUACUUUGUGAAUGAGCCACUUCUACCUGGGGAUGUGUCAAAGGUCAUAAUUCCUGUUAGAAGACUUGGGGACGUCUCAGGAGUGUCUAAGGUUCUGUUCCAUACCAAAGAUGGCUCUGCCCACAGUGGAAAGGAUUACGAUCCACUUGCUAAAGAAUUACUGUUUAAUCCUGGUAUGUCAACAAUACAUGUGGAGAUUUCCAUUCUUCAUGAUGCCAGAAGGGAGAUAAGUGAGAUUUUCACUGUACACUUGGGACAAGACAGAAAUGGAAUAGCAGAGGUCAAGAGAAAUGCUCGGGCUCAGGUUGUGAUUGAGGAGAAGAAUCGAUUGGCUGACGUUGUGUUCCCUCUGAGACCACUGGCAGUAUCACUCCGAGAUUACGACAGAGCUUCCACGGCAGAUGUUCACCCGGUCAACGGAUACCCCGUCAUCUGUAUCACUGCUUGCAACCCAAUGCACCCACAGUACACAAAAUUAUCUCAGGUUUGUAGGGAUUCUAGAAUUGACAAUAAAGCCACAAGAUUUCGCUGGAAAGUUGCUGCACCAACAGAGAAAUAUGGAGUGACUCAUCCCCUGGAAGACAUAAGAUCCACCACCUUUUUUGCUGCUACAAAUGGAAUCACUCUUGACAGUAUAUACUUCACUGCAGGCAGUAGAGUACAGUGCAUUGCUAGAGCCUUCAAUUCUGAAGGUCACCCAGGUAAAGAAAUGACCAGUAGACCAGUGAUCAUUGACAAUAGGAAUGGAAUCUGUAUGCCCAGGCAGAAUGGGUCUCCAGGGAAUCAACCAUAUCAAGCAAGCAUCAGAUACCAAGGUCCUAAAAGCAGGGAUCAUCCCAACACAGUUAAGAUUUCGGUCACCAUCCCCCAUACUGAUGGCCUUCUGCCAGUGGUCUCCACAUAUCAGCCAUCUAACUUUGAUUACAUCCUGACACCCAGCAGUCUGAGAGUAGCCCAGCACCAGUGCUCUAACUUACUGGAUGCCACAGAACACUUAGGAGGGUUCACUUCUAAUGUCACUCGCCAUCGUAACGCUGUAGGGGAUGCAGAACCUAAUCAACAUAAUGUGGACCUACGUUCAGCACCCACUCUCAGGUUUUACAGGAACUUGGACAUAGAAUCUUGUGUAUGGGAGAUAACUGGUUACUUUGGCCUGUCUGAACUGGUGUCAAAGUGCGGAGGUCAAAUCAGGUCAGAUGGACAGUCCAUUUCCUCUACACUGUCUGCAAUCACCCUGGAUGUGUGGCUGUAUGUGUCCUAUGUCAGGUAUUCCCCAGCUGUCCCUGGGGCGUGGUUCCAUCAGGACCACCAAACGGUUCUACCCCUGACUUUCGUGUACAACACGGGUAUCAUGUGGGGGGAAGGAAUUGUAUCCCCAUCUACAGUCGAUGUCAAAGGGAGCUUGUAUCCGUCAGCCAUGAGAGUUCUAGAUGAUGGCAGACUACAUGUGUCUUUCACUACUAAGGCAGCUUUUACUGGAAAAUUCAUACUACAGGAUACCUCACCACAAGGUGUACUAACAUCAUUUGUGACUUCACCCGACCACCCAGGAUUAUCUCUGACACUGCAGCUUUUGGGCGGAGAUUCAACGUUCAACCAACCAGAACAACUCUGGCAGUUUGAAUCUAAUUUUGCAAUUGAAGACUACACCGGUGUAUACAACAUUUCUCUGAUCCCCUGUCUGACCCCGGUCCAUCAGACCUACAUGACUGAUGGUCCCUGCUACCCCCAGGCCCCCGUCUCUUUCUCCCUCCCUGUCCAGUUCCAGCAGAUCAGUGACCCCGUCCCAGUGGAGUACACACUGGACACCGACUUCCACUUGAUGAGAAAGAAAGAACAGUGGAUGUCUGAAGACCCAGGGAAAUACACACAGAACAGGGUCUCCUCCUUUGCUCCCGGUGAGAAAAUCUAUGGUAGAAUUGACAUUAAAAGUGUCCAGAGGAUGGGGGAGCAUUUACAGGUGUCUCUGGAGAAAGUUUUCAUUUGCUCAGGCAAGGAUGGCUACAUUCCAACAUUUGAUCCAGAAUCUGAACAAUAUGGCUGCCUCUCAGACUCGGAAAAAUUACAGUAUCACCUGAAAAUAAUUGACCGCUUGGCUCCUUUUACAGUUGAUAAAGAUUUGAAUGGAAUACCUUUAUCAGCCAAACUGGCCGAGGAAGAUGCAGCCAUUAGACUGGUCAAACAGCCUGGAGCAGAUGGAUUUGUUAUUGAUACUGAACCACUCUUCAAGAGUGAUCCUGACAGACUCUGGUUUCUGCAUGUUGUCUACAAUUUACAUUCACCGAAUACUCAAGAUGGCAGGAUAGCCCCCUACCACUCCCUGCCUGUUGAUAACACAGCCCCUCAUUGGCUGAGGAGACAGAGAAGGUCCCCUAAGGAUGAGUUAGGACUAUCAGGAAAAGGAACCAAUAUGAUCCGGAUUGUUCUCACAGAGAAGCAUUACGAGGAGGAGGACAUGAGGGCUGGAGUAUCCGAGGUUUCUGAGGACCAGAAGGGAGAGAGGUCCUCACUCAUUCCAAUACUUGUAGGAAUAGCAGUGUUACUGUGUCUGACUCUUAUAUUGCUCAUAUUCAUCAUUCGAAAAAAGAGGAAGGACUCCUCACCCCCUCCCACCCCUGAUAGUACGAUGACUGUGGUGUCUACUGGACCUCGCAAGGUUGUGGUCAAAAUUGACACACAGGGAGAUUUUACAGAGGUUUAACUCAUCUUCAGGUUCCAGAUUGGAGAGAAAUCGAUUAAUAUCAAAAGAAAGAAUACUCAAAUAUAGUACCAAAUGAUAUUUCAUGAUAUUAUACCAUAUUUUCACAUCAGCAUCCAUUUAGUCUCUGAUAUUGAAGUAGAAAUAAUUUAUGAAGUGAUAUAUAGAAAUCCAAAGUCAUUAUCUUCAUAUGUGUACACAGUACAAUGUAUAUAUGCUCUUUUUAAUUAUUAUGAAAAAAAUCAGAGGCAUGGCUAUUGAAUCAAGAAGUAUAUCAUGAAACAAACACUCAAAUCACUUGCUUUGUAUUAAUGACUAUAAAUAAUGCAUUCCAUUGGUUGUAUUAAAUGAGUGCUCUAUGAUAUCAAACCAAGUUUGAUAUGCUUUCUGUGUAUCUUAUGUGUGCCUUAUGAAAGUGAUAUUUUUGCAUAUUAAUCAUUAUUUCAUUCAUGUGUGCUUUAAGAAUAAUAAUUCUUGUGUUAAUUGCUGUAAAGUGCACACUGUUACUGAAGCAUGUGCACAUACUCUCUGUAUUUAAUGAUGUCAUGAAUUUUAUAUCCUGUGCAUUCCAAAAUGUAACAAUCAUGAUUGUAUUGCUUGUACUGUAUAAAUUUUUUAGCAUUGAAAAUGAAAUCAAAUGUUAUGCUGUACUGUUUUAAAAACAUGAAAGUUGUAGAUGUUUCCUUAAAUGCUGCAAAUACUCAUCCUAUCUUUGUGUAAUAACAAAGAAAAUGUGUCAAAUGGUGUGUUUGUAUAUUAUCCUUGUUCCCUCUUUUCUCAUAAUAUGGAAAAUAGUAUUUUCAUGGCUGCAUGUUUUACAAAAUUGUUUUAGGUGAAAUGUUGUUUGUAGAAAAUUUUAUUACAUUUGAUUGCGUGUAUGUUUUUUUUUUUUUUUUUUUUUUUUUUUACAUACUUUUACUAUAAUUAUGGCUUUAAUUGUUGUGCAGGACAUUUUUUGAGUUUUAUUUAAUAUUGGGCUUUUUUGUUUUUAAUUUCUGAAAACAGGUAUUUUCACAUUGAUACUUUUUGAGGUCUUAUCUUUUUAAAAUUGGAAUAUAUGUAAUACUGUAUAAUCCCUAUUAACCGCCCCUGCCCCUAUAAGCGCCCCUCUAGGUCUUUUUUAAUUGUCAGGAAAUAAGGGCCCCCUGUACAGUGAUUAAAAUCAUCUAGAAUCGUAUCAAAAGUCUGCCAAGAUUUGAAGAAAGUGAAAAUGAAACUUUCUAUAAUCCAAUUUCUUGGUGGAAUAUGAAUCAUUUAGCAUAAUAUGGAAGGAUUAUCUUCACUUAAAGUAAAGUUAGACAUAUUUUAGUGUUUCUUUGAAUUUAUUUUUUUUUCAAAAGAUUUUUUGAAAUUAAAAUAUGACAUUAAAUUUUAGGAAGAGAAUACCAAAAUAACCGCCCCCUUUUCGCAAUUUUCUAAGCGCCCGGGGCGGUUAAUAGGGAUUAUACGGUAAUAAAAAGAAUGAAUUAUUAAUAAUGACAGUUUACAUCUACAUAUGUUAAUAUGAUAUUAUAAGUAUAUAUAUCAGUAUAGUUUGAAAAUCAAUCAAGUAUCAUAUUUUAAAAAUAUAGAUAUGGAAUAUUUUGAAUUAAUUCUUAAAUGUUAGUGCGUUUUCAGAAUAUGGUCAUGGGAUUUAUAAACUUUAUACUUUUGUGUUCGGGUGAAAAAAAGCUUUAAUCUGGUUGUUUUAAUUUAUUUUUCUUUAAUUAAUUGUUGCAUUAUUUUUAAAGUGCUAUUUACAUAUAUUUCAAUACUUCAAAGUAUGCUGAAAUGAUAUUUGUGUAUGCUGACUAUUUAAAUGUAUGGAAUAAAAACAUGCAUAAAGUGUUAA